Gadus chalcogrammus (walleye pollock) is the source of this 4057-nucleotide messenger RNA. RefSeq names its product NACHT, LRR and PYD domains-containing protein 12-like. Lineage: Eukaryota; Metazoa; Chordata; Actinopteri; Gadiformes; Gadidae. The coding region runs from base 11 to 4057 and encodes 1348 amino acids. Gene Ontology annotation, molecular function: protein binding. The transcript is spliced from 13 exons. The record is from RefSeq and is a predicted model, not a curated record.
CCAGUCUACCAUGGAUGAGGAGAGAGAGGAGGGGGGUCCUACCUCUAAGACCGCUCUAUCUGGGGAACAUGGCCGCCGGAGCAAAGCUAAGAGCCCAGAGAAGCAGCAGAGAGCAGACUCCCCUGGACCCAGCUGUGUCUCCUUGAAGAGUGACCGCUCUAUGGGACGUCUUCUUAACUUUAAAGAUGAAAAUCACUCAAUUGAGAAAAGAAGAGUCCGGAAGGAGAGAGCAGACUCCCCUGGACCCAGCUGUGUCUCCUUGAAGAGUGACCGCUCUAUGGAUAUACCAUGGGACUUUAAAGAUGGACGCCCCUCCAGAGAGGAGAGACACCAGAAGAGGUCAAAGGUUACCAGUGCUCAGUCUCUACAGCAGCACCAAACAGAGCUGAUCAAGAGGGCUGAGGAGAACGCACACGCUUUCCUAGACAAGGAGCUGAAGAAGCUCUGGAGGGAUCUCUUCUCAGAUUACCCACAAUGCUCAGAGGGUCAGAGAGUGGAGGAGGAGGAGGUGGAUGGUAAGAAGGAGGAGCAGAGGAGGCGCGCCAUAGAGGGAGUGAUGGACAUCACAAAGCUCUGCCUGAUGGAGAUGAACCAGGAGGAACUGGCUGACACACUGUGGGGCGGAUCUGAUGCUGUCGAUUGCCAACAUAAAAUCAAGUCUCAUUUGAAGAAGAAGUUCAGGUGUGUGUUUGAGGGAAUCGCUGAAGCAGGACAGCGAACAUAUCUGAACGACUUCUACACAGAGAUCUUCAUCACAGAGAGAGGCAGUGGAGAGAUCAACAUGGAACAUGAGGUCAGACUGAUUGAAACAGCUUCCAGGAAACCAGCCAAAGAAGAAACACCAAUCAGAUGUGAAGACAUCUUUAAACCCUUACCUGGACGCGAUCAACCAAUAAGAACAAUGAUGACAACUGGAGUGGCCGGCAUUGGUAAAACCGUCUUAACACACAAGUUCACUCUGGACUGGGCUGAGGGCAAAACCAACCAGGACAUACACUUCACAUUUCUCCUCACUUUCAGAGAUCUGAAUUUACUGAAAGGGAAAGAGUUUAGCUUGGUGGAACUUCUUCAUCACCUCUUUAUUGACACCAAAGAAGCAGGAAUCUGCAGAUUCGACCAGUUCCAAGUUGUCUUCAUCUUGGAUGGUCUGGAUGAAUGUCGACUUCCUCUGGACUUCCAGAGAAACCCGAUCUGGACUGAUGUCACAAAGUCCACCUCGGUGGACGUGCUGCUGACCAACCUCAUCAGGGGCGACCUGGUUCCCUCUGCUCGCAUCUGGAUAACCACACGCCCUGCGGCAGCCAAUCAGAUCCCUGCUGAGUGUGUUGACAUGGUGACAGAGGUGAGGGGGUUCACCGACCAACAGAAGGAGGAGUACUUCAGGAAGAGAUUCAGAGAGGAGACGCUGGCCAGCACAAUCAUCUCCCACGUCAAGAAAUCACGAAGCCUCCACAUCAUGUGUCACAUCCCAGUCUUCUGUUGGAUCACUGCUUCAGUUCUGGAGGACAUCUUCAAAAAAUCCCAGAUCGAAGAGAUGCCCAAGACCGUGACUCAGAUGUACAGCCACUUCCUGAGGGUUCAGUCCAUACAGGGGGACAGGAAGUACCAUGGGAGGGCUGAAACAGAUCCAGACUGGAGUUCAGAGAGCAGGGAGAUCAUUGUUUCUCUUGGAAAACUUGCUUUUAACCAGCUGGAGAGUGGCAACCUGAUCUUCUACGAGGCAGAUAUGGCAGAGUGUGACAUCGAUAUCAGAGCAGCCUCAUUGUACUCAGGAGUGUUCACCCAGAUCUUUAAAGAGGAGUGUGGGCUGUACCAGGACAAGGUGUUCUGCUUUGUCCAUCUGAGCAUCCAGGAGUUUCUGGCUGCCCUUUAUGUCUUUCUGUCCUUCAUCGAUACUGGUGUCAAUCUGCUCUCAGAAGAACCACCAACCUCCAGGAAAGAUAAACUCCUCUACCAGAGUGCUGUGGACAAGGCUUUACAGAGUGAGAACGGACACCUGGACUUGUUCCUCCGCUUCCUCCUGGGCCUCUCUCUGGAGACCAAUCAGAUUGUCCUACGGGGUCUGCUGAGACAGAAAAAAAGAUCACUGACCACUCAGAUUAAAACAGGUCUGCUGCGACUGACAGGAAGUAGCUCACAGACCAAUAAGGGAACAGUGUCUUACAUCAAGAAGAAGAUAAAACGAGAUCUAUCUCCAGAGAGAAGCAUCAAUCUGUUCCACUGUCUGAAUGAGCUGAACGACAGUUCUCUAGUGAAGGAAAUCCAACACUAUCUGACAUCAGGAAGUCUCUCCGGAGAAUCUCUCUCCCCUGCUCAGUGGUCAGCUCUGGUCUUCAUCCUACUGACAUCAGAAGAGGAGCUGGACGUGUUUGACCUGAAGGAAUACUCUGCUUCAGAAGAUGGUCUUCUCAGGCUGCUGCCAGUGGUCAAAGCCUCCAAAACAUCUCUCCUGAAUGCCUGCCAUCUGUCAGAGAGAUGCUGUGAAGCUCUGGCCUCAGUUCUCAGCUCCAAGUCCUCUAGUCUGAGAGAGUUGGACCUGAGUACCAAUGAUCUGCAGGAUUCAGGAGUGAAGCUGCUCUCUGCUGGACUGGGGAGUCCACACUGUACACUGGAAACUCUCAGGCUGAAGGGCUGUGAUCUGUCAGAGAGAUGCUGUGAAGCUCUGGCCUCAGUUCUCAGCUCCAACUCCUCUAGUCUGAGAGAGCUGGACCUGAGUACCAAUGAUCUGCAGGAUUCAGGGGUGAAGCUGCUCUCUGCUGGACUGGGGAGUCCACACUGUACACUGGAAACUCUCAGGCUGAUUGCCUGCCGUCUGUCAGAGAGAUGCUGUGAAGCUCUGGCCUCAGUUCUCAGCUCCAACUCCUCUAGUCUGAGAGAGCUGGACCUGAGUACCAAUGAUCUGCAGGAUUCAGGAGUGAAGCUGCUCUCUGUUGGACUGGGGAGUCCACACUGUACACUGGAAACUCUCAGCUUGUCUGGCUGCCUGGUCACACAGGAAGGCUGUGCUUCUCUGGCCUCAGCUCUGAGCUCCAACCCCUCCCAUCUGAGACAGCUGGACCUGAGCUACAAUCACCCAGGAGACUCUGGAGCUGCGCUGCUCUCUGCUGGACUGGAGGAUCCACGCUGGAGACUGGACACUCUCAGUGUGGAGCACGGUGGAGUGUGGAGGCUGAAACCAGCUCUUAAGAAGUAUGCCUGUGACCUCACACUGGACCCCAACACGGCCCACAGACACCUCUCUCUGUCUGAGGACAACAGGAAGGUGACGCGGGUUGGAGAGGACCAGUCGUAUCCGGAUCACCCAGACAGAUUUGACUCCAGGUUCCAGGUGUUGGGUAGAGAGGCUCUGACUGGCCGCUGUUACUGGGAGGUAGAGUGGGAAGGAUGGGUUGAUAUAGGAGUGACAUACAGAGGAAUCACAAGGAGAGGAGGGGGUGAUGACAGCUGGCUUGGAUGGAACAACAAGUCCUGGAGUCUUUAUUGUUCUGAUGGUCGUUACUCUGUCUGGUACAACGGUAGAGGACCAGUCCUCCCUCUCCCCCCCGCUGGCUCCACCAGAGUAGGAGUGUAUCUGGACCGGCCUGCUGGCUCUCUGUCCUUCUACAGAGUGUCCCCAGGUGGAGGAGGGUCCUCAGACACACUGACACACCUCCACACCUUCUGGUCCACCUUCACCCAGGAGGACCUUCUCCCGGGGGUGGGGUUCUGGCGGUUGAAGGGGUCCCCAGAGGGUUCCUCAUGUGGGCAGCUGGGGCUGGGGGAGGGCUGCGGGGGGACGGGGCGCGCCACCCCUCCUCGUCCCAGCCGCCGGCGUGGCCGUCGACGGGCGAGACGUCGGAGGGCGGCGGAGGACGGGGUCCCCGAACGGCGCUCCAAUGGCCCCCUACGACGCAUCCCGGUGGGGGCCCUGAAGGAGGUGGUCCCCGACCACAGCCCCAGGGCUCCUGCUGACUCUGGGGUCUGGCAGACGAGGGCCUUCGCUAAGGAUUAUGGGGGUUCUGCUGUUCUAGGGGGUGGGACCGUUUCGGGGCCCUCCUGGGUCAUUAGUGGUUGGUAA